This is a messenger RNA of Physcomitrium patens, 2193 nucleotides long. RefSeq lists its product as uncharacterized. The record is from RefSeq and is a predicted model, not a curated record. NCBI's taxonomy places the organism in Eukaryota, Viridiplantae, Streptophyta, Bryopsida, Funariales, Funariaceae.
GUUCAUGGUCAAACACUGGCUGCAAUCUGCGUCGUGAUACUGAGCAAGCAAAACUCUGUUUUUGUUACCGUGCCCAGUUGCGUUGCGGGUAAGAUCGUAAGGCCGAUCGAUCGUCUCAGAAAAACUGCUCCAUGACGGCCAGUCAAAGAGUGCCCAGAAAAAGUUUUUAACGGUGGUUGGGGAUUUUCACCCUUCGUCUGGCGACAGGAUGUUGGAAUUUCGGCUGUUGGGGUCGGGCAGCAGCAGCAUGAGAUGCAGACCACAGGUGGUGGUGGUGGACGCGGAGAUUUUUGUCCAACGACUGUGAUCAACUGCCGUGAGAUUCGUCCUCUGAGUUGUGUUGCCAUACUGCGUACCCACCACGGAGUAUGGCUUGAGAGGAGGUAGAGUCUUCGGGUGAGUCCAGUUGCGUUGAGUUUCGGUGCACGACGCUUGCGUUCGCGAACCCGGCUCUAUCAGCAAAAUGGAAGGCGCAGACUCUGAUCGUAGAGUGGGGGCUGGGAGGAAACGGAAGCUCAGUACUCGGCAAGGAUUAGUUGUGGGGGUGGCUGCGUUGGCUGGCUUAGGUUUACUGAGCAAGAUGAUUUCGGCGUUGAGGGGAACGAAAGCUGAGAAAUCGAAAGAAGGAGAUGCAAAGACUGUGGAAGCAGUUUUGGGUGAAGAUGUGGUAAGAAAUGGCGUGGUUAAAGGGGAUGAUGAAUCCUCUCACCUUGGCAACCACGAGUCCGGGAUUGAAAUGAAAGCCGUAGACUCUAAGGUUUUGGAAGCAGUGUUGAGCAGUCCUCCGGUGCCGAAUGCUGUGACACCAUCAAACCCUGAGAAGGUCACAGGUGAUGAAGCAAAAUCCCAGGUAGACUCUCGAAGUCCUCCGAAUGAAGACGCUCAGUCUGUGGCUGUCCUGGAAGAGAACCCAACCGGACAUAGCGAGACAGUGCCACCCAAGACGGUGGAUGUGGUUGAGAAUCCAGUUAGAGGAUCGGACCAUUUGGACAAUGAGACAGAGGUUAUCACCAAUACCAAGGAGAUCCCACAUUCCAACGGCGAGGAUAAUGUGAAGCCCAACGACGGGGAUGCGGACAAGCUCGUAGCUGAUAUCGAAGAGGAUCUUUCCAAGGUUGAGGAUUUAGAUAUACAACCCACUGGAACUGAAGAGGAACAUUCAAAAACUGAGGAUGAAGAGAAGCAUGUUCCUGUGCAUGGAGAAACGCAUUCCAAUACUGUGGAUGUAGAAAGUCGUCAUACCGACGAUGAAGAGAAGAACUCCAAAGUUGGGGACGAAGAGAAACACUCCAAGGUAGAUGAAGAGGAGAUGCAUUCCAAGAUAGAUGAAUCCAAGGUAGAAGAGGCAGAGAAGCCUUCCAUAGUGGAUGAGGAGGAGAAACACUCCGAGAUAGAUGAUUCCAAGGUAGAAGAGGACGAUAAGCCUUCCAAGGUAGACGAGGAGCAGACGUACUCCAAGGUAGAGGAAGAAGAAAAUCCUUUCAAGGGUGAUGAAGAAAAGACGUUUGCUAAGACUGUGGACGAGGAUGAACACUCGGAGAUCAGUAGUGAAGAGAAACAAUCCAAUGUCGAUGUGGAACAGAAGGAUUCCAAGUUUGAGGAUGAAGGGAAACAAUUGAAUGCCGAGGAUGGGGUGAAACAUUCCGAGGUUAAGGAUGAAGGGACGCAAGUGAACGCCGGGAUUGACGAGAAAAAGCCCAAUUCUGAGGAUACAAAGAAGCAUUUAAUUGACAAUGGUGAGGUACACAGCUUCGAGAAUGGAAGCAAGCAAGACAUUGAGAAUGGAGAAAACGUGCAAUUGUGAGCAUUCGUCUUGAGAGCCUGCGAAUAACUCAAGGUGAGUUCGAUCCAUCAAUUUCUCUUUCGAAAUCUCUCCAUCAUUGUAAUGACGUUGGUGCUGUACAUGCCAAAGGCGGCAAAGAUGGAGGUUGUAGUUGUUGAUUCGUCGAUACGAAUUGAACUUCAGCAAAGUUCUUCGUUUGUACCGUAGCGUAGUUUCGUGAUGUAGUGCACUCUUGCGUUUAGUUAGACAGAUAAAAGCGUGGUGUUGACACAUUGCCGACGGACUUUCAUGUCUUUAGAAAGAAAAAAUAAAUUUUCCAGGUCAGGAGGACGAGUUACGUUUCCCAUGACGUACUUCGCAAUUUUGUUCACAUGCAAUUUCCAAGUCAAGAUUACAGAUGUUUUUGGCUA